Molecule: messenger RNA, 2682 nt
Organism: Microdochium trichocladiopsis
Lineage: Eukaryota; Fungi; Ascomycota; Sordariomycetes; Xylariales; Microdochiaceae
Product: amidohydrolase
Exons: 7
Coding region: 1-2682 (893 amino acids)
Biological process (GO): purine nucleobase catabolic process
Cellular component (GO): cytoplasm
Molecular function (GO): allantoinase activity
Source: RefSeq, a predicted model, not a curated record
AUGAGACGGCUGAACCCGCGUUGGAAUCCGGUAAGCGGGCAAGACACCACAGUUGUCCUGCGAAACGCUACCCUCUUUGACGGCGAUUCAACACUCCCUGGUACAGUCGACAUUUGUUUUGAGCAGGGCAUCGUCACAUCGAUAACGGCGUCGCAACUCAAUUCGAGCCCCUGCCCACCAAAAACACAUGUCAUUGAUCUCGGCGGCAGAUUUGUGACCCCCGGCCUUGUUGACAUCCACUCUCAUCACCUUGAGCUCCCUUUCUCUUCAGUGGCGGCUGCCCGAGAUGUAAACGAAAAGCCGUCCCUCGGGACCAUUACCCCGUUUGUGCGGGCUGUCGAUGGGUUCAAGCCAUACGACCCUGCCAUCAAGCUCAUCGCCUCGGGCGGUGUUACCUCGUCCCUCAUCCUUCCUGGGUCCGGAAACAUACUGGGCGGGCAGGCAUAUCUAGUCAAGAACACGCCUCGCCCAGGACGGGACCAGGAGCUGGUGGUGGAAGACCUAUUAUUUGAGCACGGAAUCCCCCAGAGUGGACGCCGGCGGUACAUGAAGAUGGCCUGCGGAGAAAAUCCCAAGCACCAGUACGGACACACACGCCUGGGCAAUGCCUGGCUGCUAAGGCAACAUCUCGAGGAGGCUCGCAAGCUCCGGGACCAACAAGACCAGUGGUGCCAGCGUGCGCGGGAGGGGGCAACCCCCAGCUUCUUGCAUCGCUUUGGAUACCUGGGUAGACCUGACUGGCAAGGGGAAUACCCAAAGAGCCUCGAGCUUGAACCUACUGUAGCUCUGCUGAGAGGGGAAGUCAACCUGAAUAUCCACUGCUAUGAGACCGAGGACAUGGAGAGGAUGUUGGCUGUCCUGCAUGAAUUUGACAUCCACGUUCAGGCAUUCCACCAUGCUCUGGGCGCAUGGGAGAUUCCCGAAUUCCUCAAACAGCAAGAGCCCAACAUCACCAUUGCCACAUUUGCCGAUAACGCGCUAUUCAAGCACGAGGCAUACGGGGCAAAUCUUAGAGCGCCAAGGAUCUUGGAUGACCACGGCAUCCGAGUCGUUCUAAAGUCUGAUCAUACCGGCGAAGGCAACUACGCGAAACACUUGAUGUGGCAAGCAUCCAUCGCGCACUCAUUCGGCCUUUCGACAGAUAAGUCACUUCAGGCUGUAACCUCCGCCGGGGCUCACUCGAUUAACCAGGACCAUCGUGUCGGCUAUGUGCGCCCGGGUCAUGACGCCGACCUGGUCGUGUGGGACAUUCACCCUCUCCAGGUCGGGGCGACACCGCUUCAAAUAUACAUAGAUGGCGUCGCCCUUCUCGAGGCAGACGUACUGGAUUCCGAGCUUGGUCGGCCAAUCCGCACCGCGGCUCUUCUCCCGCCAGUCCAGAGGCCAUCCAUGGGAAAGGAAGAGCGGACAAGGCUUAUUAAGAAAGUGACAUCCCCUAGAGGACAAAUUGUAAUCCAUGGAAUCACCAAGGCCCUACUCAGUUGGUGGAAGCCCUCUGAGGAUCCGAACAAUGCUGCCGAUGCAGACAGCGAGGAGGCACAUCAGCUCACGGCCGUCAUCUCAGCGGGCAAGCUGACAUGUAUUGGCCGCCGACUCGCUUGCGCACCGCACAUCCGGGACAAUGCAACAUACAUUAACCUCAAAGAUGGGCACAUCUCACCAGGCCUGGUCGCCUUUGGUAACAAGCUGGGGUUGAUAGAUAUUGCCUCGGAGCCCUCCACGGGCGACGGAUCGCCCGCUUCAAGUAGCAGCGCACUCAACGAACAGAGAGACCUGCAUUAUGCCAAAUAUGGCGUCCACUUUGGUGGCCGAAGUCUCGGCAGAGCUCGGGUGGGAGGGGUGACAAGGGCCAUCACCGCGCCGCUGCGUGGCAAUGGAGGAGGCCUGCUGCAGGGCGUCAGCGUCGGCUUGCGCACAAGCGACAGUGCCACUGUCCUGGACGGCGGCAUCUGGAAAGACGAAGUCGCUCUGCACGUCGUCGUGGGCCAGGACGGCAAGGGAGCGGACACCCCGACGAUAUCGUCACAAUUUGAGAGGUUGCGGCAGAUCUUGCGCAAGGGCCAGAGUGAUGACGAUGGCUCGGACGGCGCGUAUGCACGAGCUGCUCGGGGGGUGCUUCCAGUCGUCGUGUCGGCUGUGAAUCAGGACGAUAUCGCCCAGGUCAUUCUACUCAAACGAGAGUUUCCACGAGUGCGCUUGGUGAUAUUUGGUGGCCACGGAGCACCCGCAGUUGCAAAAGAACUUGCCGCGGCGGACAUCCCCGUCAUACUUUCCGGCAACCGCGGCGCGCCCGACACUUGGGAGAAGAAGGACGUCCUGCCGGGCCCGCCGCUCUCGCGAUGCCCCGCCGAAGUCCUGAUCAACGCGGGUGUCCUAGUGGCGCUCUCCGCCCGUAGUGAAUCCAAGACACACGGGCUGGCGCUCGAAGCACGCUACGCGGCCAAAUUUGCCGGGCUGUCAGACGAUGAGGCAAUACGCCUGGUGUCCACGAACUUCGACGAGAUCUUGGGCUUGCCGAAGCAGUCCGCUGACGGUGAGAUUCAUGGCGGUGGCAAGAACAAGGGUGACUUCGUGGUCUGGGAAGGGGACCCCCUCCGUGGCGAGGGGAGUGUGGUUCUGACUGUACAGGACGAUGGCAGGAUUGGUGAUUGCUGGCCGGAUUACGAGGGGGCUGUGCUCUAA